AUGCCUAAUGGCCUUGCCUCAGCCCCACGUAUGUUUACUAAAAUCACAAAACCAUUUUUUUCAAAGUUAAGGAAACUAGGUCACACUAAUACAUCAUAUAUUGAUGAUUCCCUGUUAGUAGGUGAUACAAAAAGAGAGUGUAGACGGAACGUGAUCGACACAGUGUCAUUGUCAGCAAGCUGUGGGUUUGUGAUCCACCCACAGAAGUCUAUUUUUGAACCUGUACAACAAAUUGAGUAUCUUGGUUUCAUUGUGGACUCUGUGAAUAUGACAAUCUCUCUGCCGCUGCGUAAGCGAGUUAAAGUGAAAGAUAUGUCUUUGUUGCUCUUAAAUACACCAUGUCCUACAAUAGAAACAGUCGCACAGUGUAUUGGGGUACUAGUGUCGUCAUUCCCAGGGGUACAGUAUGGUCCACGUCAUUACAGGUCACUUGAAAAGGACAAAAUAAGGGCUUUACAGAAGUCAAGGGGUAAUUAUAGUGCCCAACUGCAGCUUUCGAAGGAAAGCAAAACUGAUCUCCAAUGGUGGAUCAAUAAUGUUGAUAGUGCUAUGGCUCUCAUUUCGCACCUACCUCCAUCAGUCAUCCUUACAUCUGAUGCUUCAAAGAAAGGAUGGGGAGGUAUUAGGUAUGACAAAGAUGGCACUAUAAUGCAAUCAGCAGGGGGAAGAUGGUCAGAAUUAGAAGCUAAUCAACAUAUCAAUGUCUUAGAACUGAAGGCUGCAUGGUUUUCUUGUUUAGCAUUGUGCAGAAACGAGAAGAAUUGUCAUAUACGCAUUAAUAUAGACAACACCACUGCGAUUGCAUACAUAUCGCACAUGGGGGGUAAAACUCCAACUUGUAAUGCAUUAGCAGGGCAAAUAUGGGACUGGUGUGUUGACAAUAAGUUAUGGUUAUCAGCUGCGCAUAUAGCAGGUCGAAAUAACUCUGACGCAGAUCUUGAGAGCAGACUUGAGCAUGACAAUACUGAAUGGAAGCUAGAUUCCAAUUUAUUUCAUAAGGUCACUCAACAGUUUGGUAAGCCUGAGAUGGAUCUUUUUGCGAGUCGUCUCAACAAUCAACUGCCAAACAAGAAGACAUUGACUCAUCCUCAUCAGAGGGAAAAACAACCGCCCAGGAUGACACUUCUAGCAUGCAAGGUUUCCGGAGUGCAAUCCAAAAAUGGAGACUUUCUCAAGAGACUCAAUCAAUCUUGUUGUCCUCAUGGCGUGAUGGAACCUACAAACAAUACAACACUUACAUUCAGAAGUGAUGAUGAUGAUGAUGAUGAUGAUGAUGAUGAUGAUAAUGCUUGUAUUUGGAUGAAAUACGAUGAUGAUGUGUUUGGACAAUGA
This is a messenger RNA of Pecten maximus, 1332 nucleotides long. RefSeq lists its product as uncharacterized. Bases 1 to 1332 code for a protein of 443 amino acids. NCBI's taxonomy places the organism in Eukaryota, Metazoa, Mollusca, Bivalvia, Pectinida, Pectinidae. The transcript has 3 exons. The record is from RefSeq and is a predicted model, not a curated record.